Molecule: messenger RNA, 1699 nt
Organism: Durio zibethinus
Lineage: Eukaryota; Viridiplantae; Streptophyta; Magnoliopsida; Malvales; Malvaceae
Product: probably inactive leucine-rich repeat receptor-like protein kinase At5g48380
Biological process (GO): protein phosphorylation
Molecular function (GO): ATP binding; protein kinase activity
Source: RefSeq, a predicted model, not a curated record
UCCCUUUGUUUUUUCCCUCGCCCACUAAUUCAUUUUCUCUGCCUUGUGAUUUACUGCUUCAGGACACGCUUCUAAGCUUUAAUUUCCAUGACUAAGACUUAGGACUUGGCGACUUGCUUUUGGCUCUGGAUUAUAUGCUUGGAAAAUGCACCUUAAUUUCCCCAGGUUGUCACUAUAUAUGAAAAGGGAACUUUUUAAAUUCAUUUAAGUCUUAUUUGCUUUUCAAUCAUAAACCUAGGCUCGUUACUUUUUCCAGCCUUGUAUUUUAAUCUGUUCUUUAUUUAUUUCUUUAGAAACUUCUUCAUCUCCAUGACCUUUGAUCAUAACAGGGGUCUUUGUGGUUGGUCUUUGGAGCCAUGCAAAGAGCAAAAGUUGAUAUUUGAUAAUUCUUUCAAGCUUGGGUUUAUAAUCGGGUAUAUUGUUUUCACACUAUCAGCUAUGACUGUUUUUAUAUCCUACUGUGUCCCUCGGACACAAGUGAAAGAGGCGAAGAAUGUGGUAUUAGCAUCCUCACUGCUUAAUAGGAAGAAUAAGAAGAAAAAAGCUGACCAAGACAAUGAAUUGCCAACUUUGCAGCUUCUACAGAUCCCUAAGUUGGAGAGGAUGGUUCCUAGUAUGAGUUUUACACAACUCAGUAAAGCUACAGAUGACUUCAGGAUAUCCAAUAUUAUUGGGGUUGGAAAGAUGGGAACAAUGUACAAGGCAAUUCUCCCAAAUGGUAGGUUGAUAGCUGUCAAGAGGUUAAAUGACUCUCAACUGAUUACUGAAGAAUUUGUAUUUGAAUUAAAGACAUUGGGUAGUUUGAGACAUGUUAACUGUGUUCCACUUUUGGGAUUCUGCAUAGAAUCAACUCAAAGGCUUCUGGUUUAUAAAUACAUGUCAAAUGGAAACCUUUAUAAUUGGCUGCAUCCUGUGCAAAAGGAGGCAAAGAUCCUGGAAUGGCCAUUGAGGGUCAAAAUUGCAAUCGGAUUAGCAAGAGGUUUGGCAUGGCUCCACCACAUCUGUAGUUUUCGAGUAGCUCAUCUUAAACUCAGCUCAAAGUGUAUUUUACUUGAUCAAAAUUUUGAGCCCAAGUUAUCAAAUUUUGGGAAGGCAAUGCUCAUGCAUCCAAAUGACAUUGGUUUGAACAGGCCAAGGGGUUUCUCCAUAAAUAGGGAGUUCUGGGAGUGGGAUUUUAUUAAGAAGGAUGUUUUUGCCUUCGGGAUUGUGCUUCUUGAGCUGAUUACUGGGGAAGACCCUAGCAAAGAAACCAAAUGGAAAGAAAGAUUCAGUGGGAACUGUCAGCUUUCCAAUCAUAAAUCUCUAACUCAGCAAGGACCUGAUAAUGGUGAGAUCUUACAUUUACUUGGAGUGGCAUCCAACUGUGUUCAGCCAUUUCCUGAGCGAAGGCCAACAAUGCUUGAAGUGUACAAAACAUUAAGGGUCAUUGGAGAGAAAUAUGGCGUAGUGGAUGAUUCUGAGAUUGAUAGCCGCUGAAACUUGCUAUAUGCUAAGACUGCAUCAAAUGUGAUUACACUCAUUCUGAUGCUGCAAAUAAGUCUCUAAUAUGGAUCAAACCAAGCAGGCUAAUAAAUUUGCAAGCGUAUCAACGUUAGAAGAGGAGACUUGUUUAAAUUCACUUGUUAUGCUGAUUUUAGAGAUACAAUAAUAAAAAUUAACAUUCUUUUUUUGUGUUUCAAGUUUCAACAUGAAGUUAGAU